CUCUGUGAAUCUCUCUAGGGUUUCUGAACUUCUCUCAUCUUUGAUUUCUCCCUCUGUUCGCAGGAAUUUUCCAGGGUGGUUGCCGUUUGGUUUCCUAGAAAAUUUUGGCUUUUUUCAGUGAUCUUCUUUCUGGGUUUUCGUUGGUUUUCCUCCUUCCUUUGCACCUUGAAAGAUGAAACCUUUCUAUGGGAUUAUGGGCUGCUAUUAUUGAUCUCUUUAAAAUUGGUUUUCUUUGCACAAAGGCAGAAACUUGUUUGCUUUCCUAGAAAAUUUAGACUAUUUUCUUUCUGGGUUAUCCUUGUUUUUCUCUUUUUUUUGUGAGCUUUUAAACCCUUGCUUUCUGGGUUGCCAUUAUUAAUCUCUUCAAAAUUUGUAAUUUUUCUUUGCAAAGGUUGAAACUUGAGUAAUAGCUACACACUGCGUGGCUACUCAAGAUAUAUCUGGGGACUUGCUCAAUUUUGUGGAAGAUGGUGAGAGGAAAAAUUGUGAUGAAAAGGAUCGAGAAUGCAGCAAAUAGACUAGUGACCUUCUCCAAGCGUCGAAACGGGCUGCUUAAGAAGGCUUAUGAGCUAUCUGUUCUCUGUGAUGUCGAAGUUGCAGUUGUCAUCUUCUCUCAAAAAGGAAGACUUUAUGAGUUCUCAAGCUGCGGCAUGCAAAACGCCAUUGAACGAUACUUUAUGUAUACAAAAGAAAUUCCAACUCACAAGCCUGAAAUGGAACAACUGAUGCAGCACUCGAGGAUUGAAACAGAAAACAUGGUUAAGAAGAUUGAGUACCUGGAAGUUUCUAAAAGGAAGCUGUUGGGUCAAGGAUUGGACUUAUGUUCUCUCGAGGAACUUCAAGAGAUUGAUAGCCAGCUAGAACAAAGCUUGAAAAACAUUAGGGCAAGAAAGGUACAGUUAUAUAAGGAGCAGAUACAACAACUAAAAGCAAAGGAAAAAAUGUUGUUAGAAGAAAAUGCGAAGUUAUAUAAAAAGUGUGAUGGUGAGAAGCUAUGGCAGCAACCAUUAAUUGAACAAAGGAAAGCAAUAAACGAUUGCACCCAAAAUAAUCGAUGCUCGGAGAUUGAGACUGAAUUGUUCAUUGGACUACCACAAAAGGAUUAAUACCAAUCGCUUGAAUUAUUUUACAGUUGAAACUAUUGUGUUACCCCAAAUAAUGUUAUUUGGUGAGUGUAUAUGACCGAUUAGUCCACUAUUUUUUUCUUUAAUGUCUUCUUCUUUUAAUGUAAAUGAUUUAAAUGUAAUUCUAAUAUAUAGUGUAAUAGUAA
This is a messenger RNA of Rubroshorea leprosula, 1270 nucleotides long. The record is from the annotation of a GenBank genome assembly. Lineage: Eukaryota; Viridiplantae; Streptophyta; Magnoliopsida; Malvales; Dipterocarpaceae.